AUUGCAUACGGCGUUGUUUACAAGACUCUGAGAACAUUUACCUGCAUUUUACAGCAACGGGAACAGCGCGGCAAAGUGCACAUGCGCUUUAUCGACACCGAUCUACGUCAAUGAGGGCGGCGUCCACAAGUGUGUCCGAGCCAAGAACCUCAACGAAGCGUGCGUCAGCAACCAGGAGUGCAGCUACGGCAACCCGAACGUGCAGUGCGUCAACUCCCUUUGCAACUGCUCGCACCCGUUCGAGUUGACAGCAGCGAGGCUUUGCCUGUUGCCUACAAAUCAAGGAGGCGACAUGGUUACCAUCGCCCUUAGCGUGAUGCUGGCCCUGGCUUUGCUGCUCUUGGCUGCUGGCUAUGUCUAUCAAAAGAUGGUGCGCGAGCGUGACGGUUCAAGCAGCAGCAGUCACCGCUCGAGGCGCAAACGUAAACGCAGUUCAGACGUCACGACCACGUCUUCGACGAUUUACAUCCUGACUAAGGACAGGUCCUUGCCAGACGUCGACAACGAGCCGGAGUACUCAGCGGGGGACAAUGACUGCAGCGAGGCGCAGGAGGAGGAGUCGCGGCGACAGCGACGCGUCCCCCAUGGUGGUUCGUACAUGCGGGACCCUUCGAUGCCGCCUCGCCACCCGCCUCGUUUCAUCAGGCAGCAGGCUGCCAAGGGUCACAAGACCCCGCGUUUGUCGACGGUGCAAGAGGCCGACAGUUCCUCCACCGAGGGCGACGAGCAGCUGGAACUGCACUCGAGCGGCUCCUCCGUCGCCGACAAGCCGGAAGAAGACCCACGUGCGACGCCACACUGCCGCACGCGCAAGGGAGGACACCUGCCCAGACUGGACGGGCGAAAGACCGGUACAGGCCGCCACUUUUGCGCGACGUUUUACCUUGUAUUCAAGUGAUAAUAAACGUACAGUAUUGAC
Rhipicephalus sanguineus (brown dog tick) is the source of this 919-nucleotide messenger RNA. RefSeq lists its product as uncharacterized. Bases 293 to 898 code for a protein of 201 amino acids. NCBI's taxonomy places the organism in Eukaryota, Metazoa, Arthropoda, Arachnida, Ixodida, Ixodidae. The record is from RefSeq and is a predicted model, not a curated record. The transcript is spliced from 5 exons.